GUUUAUAUACACGCAGUCACGUGAUCAAUGCAACCUUAUACGGAGUCACGUGACCACUGCAACCAACGCGGAGGGAACACGGAAGUUCUCAGUUCUUAAACUAACGCGCUUUUGGAUAAAAAAAAAAAUUGCCUAAAUAACAAGGACCAUGCAGAUAUGCAACGUGUGCAGCGACCAGACGCCAAAAUACAGAUGUCCAGCCUGCAAGAUCAGAUACUGUUCACUGGGCUGUUACAAGAAACACAAAGACACAUGCUCUCCUGCCAAGAAGCCUGUAUCUGUCAGUGUUGAAGCAAGGGAUGCUCAGAACACAGAGCCGUGGUGUGUUGAUGAUCUUUUACAUGAAGAUGACAUCCUUGACAAAGUGCCUGUGCAGAGGCUCCAGCUGUUAGGCCAGUCAAAGCAGCUCAGAGAUCUCCUCUGCAACCCUCACCUCAGACAGCUGCUCCGCUCCAUCGACAGCGCGGACCGUAAAGACGACGCCAUGAAGGCCGCCAUGCAGGAGCCUCUGUUUGUUGAAUUUUCCGAUCGGUGUUUACAGAUUGUAGAAAAUGAUGCUGAGGCAUUAGCAGCCAGUGAUGAAAGUGACGCGUAAGAAUUAGCACAUACAUUUCUUUUACAUUUUUAUGUUGAUAUUGGGUCUUUUUGGUUGAUUGUUGUACUUCUUUUUUUUUUUUUUUUUUUGCUUCGCAUCCAAUAAUGUUUGAAUAAAAGCUGAAACCUUUUCAAUUCCUGAAUAAAACUGAAAGUUCAAUAAAAUUACCAAUCACACACUCAAUUUAUUAUAAAAUUUCAAAUUUUAAUUAGAGAAAAGUUAAAUGCACGA
Messenger RNA from Salarias fasciatus (jewelled blenny), 826 nucleotides. RefSeq names its product zinc finger, HIT-type containing 3 (gene znhit3). NCBI's taxonomy places the organism in Eukaryota, Metazoa, Chordata, Actinopteri, Blenniiformes, Blenniidae. The record is from RefSeq and is a predicted model, not a curated record. Bases 149 to 595 code for a protein of 148 amino acids. Gene Ontology annotation, cellular component: nucleus; pre-snoRNP complex. The transcript is spliced from 5 exons. Gene Ontology annotation, biological process: snoRNA localization; maturation of LSU-rRNA from tricistronic rRNA transcript (SSU-rRNA, 5.8S rRNA, LSU-rRNA); box C/D snoRNP assembly. Gene Ontology annotation, molecular function: protein binding.